AGAACGAACCAACAAAUUACAAAAAUGUUCAAAUUCGUAGUCGCUCUCUCCCUCUUGGCCGUUGCUAAAGCCGGCAAUCUCGGUUUGGCCUACUCUGCCCCCGUCGUAGCCGCCCCCAUCGCCCACGUCGCCCCUGUCGCUCACUACGCCGCCCCCGUCGCUCACUACGCCGCCCCCGUCGCCCACGUCGCCGCUGCCCCCGUGGCCGUCAAAACCGCCGUCCCAGUCGCCACCUCUUACCAAAACACCUUCAAAAUUUCUAAGACUGCUGUCCCAGUUGUCGCUGCUGCCCCCGUCGUCAAAGCCGCUCCCGUUGUUUCCUACGCCGCCCCCGUAGUCAAAGCUGUGCAUGCCGCUCCAGCUUUGUCCUAUGCCGCCGCCCCCGCUUUCGCCUACGGCGGACUCCACCACUUCUAAGCUAGUGCCGUGAUGGUUAAUUUAUUUAUUGCCGCCUGAUGAUUUUGUACAUAUUUAUUUUGAUAAAUUUUCUGUGAAUAAACUGAUUGCUAGUGAAA
Molecule: messenger RNA, 515 nt
Organism: Tribolium castaneum (red flour beetle)
Lineage: Eukaryota; Metazoa; Arthropoda; Insecta; Coleoptera; Tenebrionidae
Gene: MFK3-12
Product: cuticle protein 38
Exons: 3
Coding region: 25-417 (130 amino acids)
Source: RefSeq, marked validated